GGGAGAGUCUAGUAGCUAGGAGACCCGGGUGCCAGCCCAGGAACGCGGGUUUGUUAGGGUUUAAUGCAAAGUGACUCUUGGACCCUUUCCCCCCCUUCCCUUCCUCCCCCUCACCCCAACCCCCAGCCUCACUGGAGAACCUCUGUGUUUACAGACAGACCUAGGUCCACCCAUCAGUGGUAUUUACUGAGCGCCUACAGAGUGCCCAGCACUGUCCUAAGCGCUCGGGAGAGUCCGCCAGAAGCAAAAGGUUUGUCCGGCGUGUGGAAAACCGCGCCCGUGGUCCCGGGGGAUGAACAGGUCGCCUCCUGGUCCAAACUCGAUUCCCGCGGUGGUUUCUUUCUUCCCUUCCCCCCCCGCGAAGUCACGAAGGGCAGUUUGAAGGGCUGUAGCGAUGCCUUGCACGUACUUUCGUAGAGGAAUAAGUGCCUUUGAGCUUUCUUUGUGUUUAGAGUUGCUUUUGAAUUGCUUCCCAUAUUUUUAUUUCCUACAAACUGAACAAUUGUGGCCCCUCUAUUUUAUUCAUAAAGGUUCAGUGUAUCUUUGCCUGCCUACAUCAAUCUGCAAGGGAGUUGCAGAAAAUCCUCAUGUUCAUCGAGCCGUGUGGGCAAGAAAACUUUCCCUUUAAAACUUUUCAACCGCGGGCAUAAAAUUCUGCAGCUGAGGUCUUGAAGAAUGCAGAUGGGAGACGAAACCAGGCAGCGGGUCAAGUUCACCGACGAUCGAGUGUGCAAGAGUCACCUCCUGGACUGCUGUCCUCACGACAUCCUGGCCGGAACGCGCAUGGACCUGGGAGAGUGCACCAAAAUCCAUGACUUGGCUCUCCGGGCGGAUUAUGAGAUCGCGAGUAAAGAGAGAGACCUCUUCUUCGAGCUGGAUGCGAUGGAUCAUCUGGAGUCUUUCAUUGCCGAGUGCGACCGGAGGACGGAGCUGGCCAAGAAAAGGCUGGCUGAGACCCAGGAGGAGAUCAGCGCUGAAGUGUCUGCCAAGGCGGAGAAAGUGCACGAGCUGAACGAGGAAAUCGGGAAGCUGCUGGCCAAGGCUGAGCAGCUGGGCGCCGAGGGCAACGUGGACGAGUCCCAGAAGGUCCUCAUGGAGGUGGAGAAGGUCCGGGCCAAGAAAAAAGAGGCCGAGGAAGAAUAUCGAAAUUCCAUGCCCGCCUCCAGCUUCCAGCAGCAGAAAUUGCGGGUCUGUGAAGUGUGUUCGGCGUACCUGGGUCUCCAUGACAACGAUCGCCGACUGGCCGACCACUUCGGAGGCAAAUUACACUUGGGCUUCAUCCAGAUCCGGGAGAAGCUGGACCAGUUGCGGAAAACCGUGGCGGAGAAACAGGAGAAAAGAAACCAGGAUCGCCUGAGACGGCGAGAAGAGCGCGAGCGCGAGGAAAGGCUGGGCAGGAGGUCCGGAUCCAGAACCAGGGACCGCAGAAGGUCGCGAUCUCGGGACAGGCGGCGGAGGCGGUCGAGGUCGGCCUCCCGCGAGCGGCGGAAGUCCCGCUCCCGCUCCCGCGAGCGCCACAGGCGCCACCGGACCCGCUCCCGCAGUCCCAGCCGGGGCCACCGCCGGGGCUCCAGAGACCGCAGUUCGAAACACAAGUCACCCAGAGAUCGGUCUACAAGAGAAAAGUCCCGGGACGGAGAGAGGAAGGAGAGGAGUUUGGAGAAGCGGCACGAGGGCACCAAUGACAAACCACGGCCCAGGCGGUCGGAGGAAGGGGAAGCAGGCGAGAUCUGACCUCGGGGCGGGAGGCGGGGGGCAGGGGAGCGACCCGCACAAACACCCCCGAGACACGUUCUCUCCCGGACCCCGUUCGGCUGUUCCUUCCUGCCGAGCACAACUCAUCUUUUGUAACUUGGGGGUGGGGGGGUGGCUUAUCGUCUCCAACGAUCGUCACCGGUUUUCUAGCUCCCUGGAAUGCCCGGGCCGGCCCGGGACAGGUUGGCGGCACCACCCCCGGGGUCACGAUGUCGCCUCCAGCUUGUCCUCUGGCCUCCCUUGACCCCUGACCUUUCACUCACAUGGGUUCCCCGAGCAGAAGUCACCAACAAGACUGGCCCGGGUGCUCAUUCCACUCAUUCCCAGUUGCGUUAGAUUUCUCCACAUCCUUGGGAACAGGUCCCCGGCAGGUGCCUCGGGGAGCAUUCAGCCAUCCCCCGCAGGGCAUCCCACUCCGGGUUGGAGCGCUCUGGGGAGGGGGCUGCAGUUGGAGGUCCUUGCCACGCUGGAUGUCGGCCCCAUUCUCCCCCCGCCGGUCAUCGUGGCCCCGUGGCCCCAUGGGGGGGCAGGCUGAAGGUGGGCGACCCCCUAUAGAGGGGCCAGGGGAGGGGGCAUCACCCUUUCUAGUCCAGCCCGUUGGCUCUCCCUGAUUUCCCGAUGUCAGCCACCUCGUUCUUCAUGGCCGUACCUCAGAGACCGCCUUCCGAUGAUUCGUUUUCUGCCGCGGCCCUCUCCCCUCCCCUCCUCUCCUCUCCCCUGCCCUUCAGAGACCCGAAGGGCAAACCUUCCUCCCCUCGGCCCCGUGUCCGGUGCUUUUACGAGCUGUCCCCAAGGCGGAGGCCAUUGGAACGUCAUCCCCCCGGCCCGCCCCGACACGCUGUUCCAACAUCCGUGCAUACACACACACACACACCCCGCGCGAGAGUCCUGGUGGCUGAAAGUGGAUUUGUUGUGUGACUCCUCUGCUUCUAAGGAGUUUUGGUCUAAGUAUAAACAUGUCCGUAAAAUACCUUGUGCUCCUGCCAGUCUAACUCGCAUUAAAGUUUUAUGUUUCCGUGGCCUGGAGCGGAA
Molecule: messenger RNA, 2787 nt
Organism: Tachyglossus aculeatus (Australian echidna)
Lineage: Eukaryota; Metazoa; Chordata; Mammalia; Monotremata; Tachyglossidae
Gene: LUC7L
Product: LUC7 like
Exons: 11
Coding region: 676-1734 (352 amino acids)
Biological process (GO): mRNA splice site recognition
Cellular component (GO): U2-type prespliceosome; U1 snRNP
Molecular function (GO): mRNA binding
Source: RefSeq, a predicted model, not a curated record